Messenger RNA from Fusarium venenatum, 1872 nucleotides. The record is from RefSeq and is a predicted model, not a curated record. Lineage: Eukaryota; Fungi; Ascomycota; Sordariomycetes; Hypocreales; Nectriaceae.
AUGACACCGAAGCGAAAAAGAACUGGCGCCCAUCCACCACCCCCGAUACCCGAAAUGCCUGAUGCGAAUCCCAGGCGGAGCAGUCGAAGAAUAAAGGAAGCUACCGAUGAACGAAAGCCAAAGAUUGAUGUCACAAAGAUGGCCUCUGAUCCGCUGAAAUUGAACAACCCUAAGAAAUCAAUGGCCGUAUGGGACACAGGAGAAGGUGUUGAGGAAGCCAUACGAGAAUUAAGUGAGAUGGAGCACAAGUUACAGGAUGCUGUUCGAACACAACGACUAGCAGUUGAAUCGUCGGAUCUUCAUGUGAAGAAAGAACUCGCCCAGGAGCCCAGCGUCCGACCAAAAGUGUACGAGCCGACAAACGAUACAGUCGCUGCUCGUGGGAACCUCAACGGAAAGUCAAAGGUUGUUGACACAGGGCCGCUGGAUGAGCAAGACGCCAAAGUGGCUGCCGGCGAUGUGGACGAAGCCAAAGAAGAAGCCAAAGAAGAAGACAGUGUUGGUAGAGGUGCCGAUCGACCCCCUCCAGUGAACAGCGAAACGCUUCCCUUGCCAUGGAAAGGGCGGCUAGGAUAUGCUUGUUUAAAUACAUAUCUACGCAACGCGACACCUCCUGUAUUUUCUUCCAGAACCUGUCGCAUAGCCUCGAUUCUUGAGCACCGGCAUCCUUUAGCGAAUCCAGACGAACCUGAACAUGCGACCAAGAACCGCCCAGAUAAAUCUCAGCCUGCAGACAAUGAGCGAGGUCUCAAGUACGUGCAGGAGUUAGGGUUAGCGAAUGCCCGAGACAUUGUCAAGAUGAUUCGAUGGAACGUCAAAUACGGCAUCAAAUUCAUGCGACUCAGCAGCGAGAUGUUUCCAUUUGCCAGUCACAAGGAAUACGGUUAUAAAUUGGCCCCGUUUGCAUCUGAGGUGUUGGCAGAAGCUGGGAAGGUGGCAGGAGAGCUGAACCACCGCCUGACGACCCAUCCAGGACAGUUUACACAGAUUGGCAGUCCGCGUAAAGAGGUUGUCACUGCCGCUAUUCGCGAUUUGGAAUAUCACGACGAAAUGCUCUCCCUUCUCAAACUACCCGAGCAACUCAACCGCGAUGCAGUCAUGAUCCUUCACAUGGGAGGCACCUACGGUGACAAGGCCGCCACUCUUGACCGAUUCCGAGAGAACUAUGCAAAACUUUCAGACAGUAUCAAGCGACGUUUGGUGCUGGAGAAUGACGACGUUGCUUGGAGUGUCCAUGACUUGUUGCCUAUUUGCGAAGAGCUCAACAUUCCCCUCGUACUCGACUUUCACCACCACAACAUCAUCUUUGACUCUUCCAUUAGAGAAGGCUCCAAAGACAUCAUAGAUUUGUAUGAUCGCAUCCGCGCCACCUGGACCAAGAAAGGAAUUACUCAGAAAAUGCAUUACAGUGAGCAAACGUCUCCUGCUGUCACUCCACGAGAUCGUCGCAAGCAUUCCGCUCGAGUCAAAACUCUUCCCCCUUGCGCACCCGACAUGGACCUCAUGAUUGAAGCCAAGGAUAAGGAACAAGCUGUUUUUGAAUUGAUGCGCACUUUCAAGUUACCUGGAUGGGACACCUUCAAUGACAUUGUACCUCACGAACGUCCAGAUGAGUCACGAAAGGCGAUCAAGAAGAAACCCAAAAAAGGAAAGAAAAAGACAGAACAAGUCAACGGUGACGCCGAGGAUGAUAUUGAGGUGCCAGAAAGAAUUGUAAGCGCAGAGGAUUUUGGUAUGGGAGGUCCCCAAGAUAGGGUUUAUUGGCCAGAGGGUAUGGAAGAAUGGUUACGACCCAAGAAGAGAGAGAUAAAGAAAGCAAAGGAAGGAAAAGAUGGAAGUCCCAAGAUGAAAGAGGACGGCGAUGAGCAUUAA